This is a messenger RNA of Manduca sexta (tobacco hornworm), 6047 nucleotides long. RefSeq names its product cleavage and polyadenylation specificity factor subunit 1 (gene CPSF1). NCBI's taxonomy places the organism in Eukaryota, Metazoa, Arthropoda, Insecta, Lepidoptera, Sphingidae. The transcript is spliced from 29 exons. Bases 188 to 4534 code for a protein of 1448 amino acids. The record is from RefSeq and is a predicted model, not a curated record. Gene Ontology annotation, cellular component: nucleus; mRNA cleavage and polyadenylation specificity factor complex. Gene Ontology annotation, molecular function: nucleic acid binding; protein binding.
CAAAGUGUCAACUGUAACGCGUCUAUUUACCAAACAAAAAUUGUUUUACUUUACAAUUUGGAAUAGAACAUAUAAAAAUGCUGUGAUCUCUUAACAAAUGUGAAAAACAUAAGUAAAUUUAUUGAAUAAUUCGUAACAACUAAACUUCGUAAGGCUCAAAAACAUAACCUAAAAGUGUAGUUGCAAAAUGUUUUCGAUUUGCCGGCAAACACACCCAGCCACCGGCGUGGAGCAUGCGGUGAAUUGCAGCUUCUUCAACAAUGACGAAACGUGCCUGGUAACUGCGGGGGCGAAUAUUAUCAAAGUCUUCCGACUUAUCCCUGAUGGUCACACCAAGGAAGUAAAUGCUGCCGGUCAACCAAUACCACCAAAGAUGAAGCUAGAGUGCCUAGCAACAUAUCCUCUGUGGGGUAUUGUAAUGUCUAUGGCGGCCGUGAAGUGUCCCAGUGCGGGAAGGGAUCUCUUAUUAGUGUCGUUUAGGGAAGCCAAGCUCUCCGUACUGCAGUAUGAUCCUCAAACUAACAAUCUCAUUACAUUAAGCAUGCAUUACUUUGAAGAGGAUGAUAUGAAGGGAGGCUGGACAACCCACCCUCACAUACCGUGGAUCAGAGUUGACCCAGAGUGCAGGUGUGCUGUAAUGUUACUGUAUGGCAAGAAGUUAGCUGUGCUGCCAUUCAGAAAGGAUAUUACGUCUGAAGAUGGUGAUCCAUUGGAGGCGAAACCAUUGAUGGAUAGUAAGAAUCCCAACCAAACAGUAGCGCGCGCGCCGACGCUCGCCUCUUACGUCAUCGUGCUCAAAGACCUGGAUGACAAGAUAGACAAUGUACUGGACAUACAGUUCCUGCACGGAUAUUACGAACCCACACUGCUAUUACUAUAUGAGCCAGUUAGGACAUUCCCUGGGCGGACAGCGGUCCGUAACGACACGUGCGCGAUGGCGGGCGUGAGUCUGAACAUGUCGGCGCGCGUGCACCCCGUCAUCUGGGCCACCGGCGGCCUGCCCUUCGACUGCAUACAGGCCGUGCCCGUCUCCAAACCACUCGGUGGUUGCCUCAUCUUAGCCGUUAACUCGAUGAUAUAUUUGAACCAGUCGGUGCCGCCUUAUGGCGUAUCUCUCAACAGUAUUGCAACGCACACCACAAACUUUCCCCUGAGGAUACAGGAAGGUUCCUGCGUGACGCUGGACGGCGCCCGCGUGGCCCCGCUCGGCGAGGGUCGGUUCGCGCUGUCCCUCCGCGGCGGGCAGCUGUACGUCGCCACGUUGUUAGCCGACUCCGUCAGGUCUGUGAGGAGUUUCCACCUGGACCGCGCUGCUGCUUCUGUGCUGACUUCUUGUAUGUGCGUGAUAGAAGAAGACUUCCUGUUCCUUGGCUCGCGUCUCGGCAACUCUCUACUCCUGCGGGUGUCAGAGAGGGAGAAUAGAAUGCUGUUCUCUGUAGACAAGCCUCUGGAAGCCACCGUGGACUUGACGGUUUCUGAAACAGAUCUAGAGAAAGAGCUCCAACCGCCCGCCCAAAAAGAUGUCCAGAAGGACGCCUCGGACCCUGCCGCUAAGAGACGCCGCCUCGACACCAUUAGCGACUGCGUGGCGUCCAACGUGAUAGAGAUAAGCGAUAAAGACGAACUUGAAGUGUACGGGAGUGAUAUCAGAACGUCCACUCAACUCACUAGCUAUGUGUUUGAGGUGUGCGACUCCCUGCUCAACAUCUGCCCCAUCGGUGACGUGUCUAUGGGCGAGCCACAGCUAGUGGCGGAGGACUCGCGCGCGGACUCUCCCCACAUAGAGCUGGUGGCGUGCAGCGGCCGCGGGAAGAACGGGGCCUUGACCGUGCUGCAGAGGUCUGUUAGACCUCAGCUUAUCACCGCAUUCAAUCUACCUGGCUGUAUCGACAUGUGGUCGGUGCUGGGCGAGUGUCCGGACGGGACGCGCGAGACGGAGGGCACGCACGCGUACCUCAUACUCACGCAGGAGGACUCCACCAUGGUGCUACAAACAGGGCAAGAGAUCAACGAGGUGGACAACUCCGGGUUCAUGACGAGCGCGCCGACAGUGUUCGCCGGCAACCUCGGCACCUCCAAGUUCAUGGUGCAGGUCACCACCGUCGCCAUCCGGCUCAUCAAGAACGGCGUGCAAAUCCAAUCCAUCCAGUUGGAGUGGACGGCUCAGUACGCGUCCACGGCGGACCCCUACCUGUGCGUGGUGUCCACGUGCGGGCGCGUCCUCGUGCUGGCGCUCAGGGAGUUCAAGUCCAAAGAUGGACAGGCGAGCGGGCGGCUGGCGCCCACGCGGCAGGCGAUCCCGGCGCGCCCCACCGUCCGCGCCGCCGCGCCCUUCAGAGACCUGGGCGGGCUGCUCGCCAACCAGGACGGCGCUACGGUGAAAGGAGAGUUCACGGGCAAAGUGAAAGGCAAGAACGUAAAGGCCGAAGGAUUCAAACCGGGAGCGAUCUACGAGCUGAACGAUGAAGAUGAACUGCUGUACGGAGGAGAUCAGACACCCGCGUCUAUGGCUAGCAUAAUGUUGGCGGAACAAUCUAAGAACCCCGGAGUGCCGCGGCGGAUGUCGCGCUGGUGGAAGAAGUAUCUCGCGGACGUGAAGCCUACCUACUGGCUGUUCUGCGUGAGGACCAACGGGAACCUGGAGAUAUACUCGUUGCCCGAGAUGAGGCUCAGUUUCCUCGUGAGAGAUGCUUGUGGGGGACACAGGAUUUUAGCCGACAGUCUUGAAUCAGUACCAAUACCAGCGAACCCCACGGAAGACGAGGACCUUAACGCUCCAUCAAACAACGCUGACGUGGAGAAGCUCAGGGAGUUGUGCGUGGUGGGAUUGGGGCACAAGGGGUCCAGGGUGCUGAUGAUAAUGCGCUGCGACGACCAAAUCAUGUUCUAUCAGGCCUACAAAUAUCCCCGCGGCAAUCUCAAGAUCCGUUUCUCCCGUCUGAACCUGCUGUUCCCGUUCGGGUACAUCCCUAGCGUUGUGGACACUUCGGAAGACGGGCACGAAGUCGCAACGCUCAAGGAGAACGUGCGGCAGAUUAGAUAUUUCAACAACGUGUGCGGCUGGUCGGGCGUGGCGCUGUGCGGCCGCUCGCCCGCGCUGCUGCUGCUGUCGGCGCGCGGCGAGGCGCGCCUGCACGCGCUGCACGACGCCGCCGCGCUGCACGCCUUCGCGCCCUUCAACAACGACAACUGCCCGCACGGACUGCUCUACUACAACUCCAAGUCAGAGCUUCGUAUCUGCACACUGCCAACGCACUUGUCGUACGACGCGUGGUGGCCCGUCCGCAAGGUGCCCAUACGUAUGACGCCGCACUUCGUCACAUUCCACUUGGAGUCCAAGACGUACUGCCUCGUGGCUUCCGUACAGCAGCCUACGACAUCGUACUAUAAGUUCAAUGGGGAGGAUAAGGAGAAGUCGACUGAGAAUAAAGGAGAUAGAUUCCCAUACCCGAUGCAGGAUCGUUUCUCGGUGAUGCUGUUCUCUCCCGUCUCCUGGGAGAUCAUCCCGAACACCAAGAUAGAGCUUGACGAAUGGGAACACGUCACUUGCUUGAAAAACGUCUCGCUGUCGUAUGAAGGAACCAGAUCCGGGCUGAGAGGAUACAUCGCGAUAGGAACAAACUACAACUACAGCGAAGACAUCACGUCUAGAGGGAGGAUAAUAAUAUACGACAUAAUUGACGUGGUACCGGAACCUGGUCAACCGCUAACCAAGAACCGUUUCAAAGAGAUCUACGCGAAGGAACAGAAGGGUCCGGUGACGGCGCUCACGCAAGUGCUGGGGUACCUCAUAUCCGCCGUGGGACAAAAGAUAUACAUAUGGCAACUCAAAGACAACGACCUAGUGGGCGUGGCGUUCAUAGACACGCAGAUCUACGUACACCGCAUGCUGGCCAUAAAGAACCUGAUCUUAGUGGCGGACGUGUACAAGUCCAUCUCUCUGCUGCGGUAUCAGGCGAAACACAGGACUCUGUCUCUUGUCUCCAGGGAUUUGAGGUUUGCGCAGAUAUAUGAGAUGGAGUUUAUGGUGGACAACACGAGUUUAGGGUUCCUAGUCAGCGAGGCGGAGGGCAACUUCGCCCUUUUCAUGUACCAACCGCAAGCCAGAGAGAGCUAUGGAGGCCAGCGUCUGAUCCGCAAGAGCGACUUCCACCUGGGCCAGCAGGUGCACGCCAUGUUCCGCAUCAACGCGAGGCAGGUGCCCAACGCGAACCAUCGGAAACACGUCACCAUGUAUACGACGCUAGAUGGCGGUAUAGGCUACGUGCUUCCCAUUACUGAAAAGAUGUACCGACGGCUGCUGAUGUUGCAAAACGUUAUGAACAACUAUUGCUGUCACAUCGCCGGACUCAACCCGAGGGCGUUUAGGACGUACAAGACUAGCCGGCGGGGCGUGUGCGGCGGCGCGGCUCGCGGCGUGCUGGACGGCGACCUGGUCGCGCUGUACGCCACCAUGCCCAACUACGAGAAACUGGACAUUGCAAAAAAAUCGGCACAAGAGUCGAAGAGAUCAUGGCGGACCUGUGCGAGAUAGACAGACUGACUGCUCAUUUUAAUUUAGUUCCCCAAAGGCUGAUACAGUAGUGUUAAAUGGGGUGAAUAGGUAUAAAUGGGUGGAAAAGAUAUUAUUUAAUUAUUUAUUUAAUUAAUUGCAGAUAUACUAAACAAGUAACAUUAUAAAUUGGCAAUAAUUAAAUGUUAAAUGCGUGGAAUAAUCCUAAUUAGUGGUCGAAAUUGAUAAAAUUAACAUGUGGCAGAUGGUGAAAUUUUCCCAAAGGUAACCCGACAGAAUAUAUAAGGGGUUGUCCUUUAAUCACGAUGUUUUAGUGACUUUAUUUUAACCUUUUUGAAUAUUCUUGAAAUACAGGUAUGAUUAUACCAAUAAUGAUGAAAUUUUCGAAAAUUAAACAUUGUUUUAGGUUGUCGCGAAGCGCGGGGAAAUUGUUGCUAGGCAACGGUGAGUCAAAGCGCACGCGCCGCUUUUUGGUUUAGAAAUCGCGCGAUCAACGAAUAAUAAAUACACGUGAUUUCUCAUUACCCCCCCCCCCCCUGUGAUAUUUCGUGAUUUUAUUUCCGAACCCCUUCCCCCUCCUCCCUUUCGAGCCACAUGUGAUUUACGGACGACUCCUAAGCACUAAUAAUAUGCAUAAUGCAGUCUGCAAAUAGUUCAAAUGAUCAUAAGAUUUUACAUUAAUUACGAAAGGGAAGCCUACAGAAAGCAAAAAAACUUUGCCUCUUUUAUACAUCAUUUAAUUUUUCUGCUCUCCUCUGAAUUUAAUCGUGCCAAAUCCACACUCAUUACAUGUAAUCUGCUUAAAAAGGAGGGCAAAUUUUUUUUUCACGUAUUAACAUAGACCAUAAGUUAUAUCUGGUUUCACCUCUUAACACUAUUCACCUUAUUUAACUUGAUAGAUAGUAACAGAACGGCAAAGUAUUUUUUAUGCAAAAACAUAUCUUAUCUUAAUAACCUUAGGGCUGAAUGUUCAGUCAUCAGAUACAAGUAAACUUUAAUCCAAUGGAAUAUAAAAGUAUUGAACAAUUUUAUUCCUUAAGGUUAUUGUUGGUGGUAGAAUAUUUUAUAUCCGCAGAUAGCGACUACUGUACACAAGGUGUUAAACUUCGCCAUAGUGGCUCACGCAAGUGUGUCGCGUUCCGGGGUCAGUCUGUGUAUAUACAGUUCUAACAGGCCGGCAUAACUGUGUCGACUGUCGAGGGGUAAUCAUCUCUCGUCAGUCGACAUUCUUUUGGACCACACUCCACUUACUAUCAGGCGCAGCGUCCCUGCCGCGCAUGUUUUAAAUAAGUUGUAAUUUUUGUUUUGUUUUAUUUUUUAAUAACUUUUAUCUGAUGAUUGAAAAGUCUUUGAUGUUUUAUUUUAAUGAAAGUUGUCAGCAACUAGUGAUGACGUUCGGUUUGUAUGUUAACAGUAUUCAUUUAAUAUGAACUCUAAGAUUAUUGCUAUAAGGUUUAUGAUAAAAAUUGCUUUGCCGUCCUGUCCUUUCACUGAAAAUCAGGCUUUAUUUUUAUGUAAAUAAAUUUCGAAUUUA